UCGAUCACGCGCGCGCGUUAUCGAGAGAGCGCUGCCGGUGAUCGGUCGCGCGGACGUGUCGCAGCCGAGGAGGCGCAGGCGGCGCGAGCAAGACGCGGUGCUCGCGCCGUGCGAGGAGAGAGAGAGAGAGAGAGAGAGAGAGAGCGCGCGCGAGCAAGCAGUGUGCGCCUGCGUCGCCGGCUGCGCUGCGCUGCCCGGGCAAAAGGCGGCUCUGCGCGCCGGCCAGUCGGCUCAGUAGGCAGCCGAACGUCGUGCCUCGCGCGCGUGUCAGUUUCCUCGAUCUCCCUCCAGCUCCCGUGGACGCCGUCCCGCCUUGCUCCGGCCUGCCGACGAGUGCGCGCGCGGAGCCGGGCGAUGAGUGACGACUAGUCGAGUGGUGCCGGGUGAAAGUCGUGUCGAGUGCGCGUGCCCUCGGAUCAGUCCGGCCAGACCGGCGCCGUCGUCCUCGUCGGGGUGCCAAGCGUGUGCGGCUGGGCCGCACGGUCGCGCCGCUAUGAUGACCGAGGCCAGUUGCGUGAGCAGUCACCCGGCGCGGGGCGCCAGCAUGUGGCAGGCGACGCAGCAGUACCAGUACGGCGUGCCGCCGCAGCGGCUCUACGACGAGCCCUACGUCCAGCAGUCGACCUUCCUCUACCCCCAGUUCCCGCCGCCGCAGUCCCAGCCCGUGGUGGCCUCCUCCCCGUCCAUGUACUACUACAACCUUCCCCACCAGCAGCACCACCAGCAACCGCCGCAGCCGGCACCGCAGCCGCCGCCGCCGCAGCCGCCUCCGCCGCCGCCGCCGCCGCCGCAGCAGCAGCCAAAGGCCAGCCCGCAGCCGCGGCCGGAGAGGAGCAGCACCCCGAGCGCCGCGGAGCUCGCGAGCGCCAGCAAUCCGCGAGCGUCGCGCAACGCCGCGGAAAAACACCGGCGGGACAACCUCAACACGCAGAUCCAAGCGAUGGCGACGCUGGUGCCGGCCGUCUCCAGCGGCGGAUCCCGCAAGCGCGACAAGAUAUCCAUCCUGAGGCUGGCCGCCAACUAUAUCCGGAUGCACUACACAUUGGGCAGGCCUAGCGGCGAGUUCCUCCCGUCCAAGUACAGCGACAUCGAUCUCGAGGACCGGCUGCUCGAAGAUCUGGCGGGAAAUUUGAGUUUCCUGCUGGUGCUAACGACCAGCGGCAAGAUCAUCUACGUCAGCCGGCACGUGGAGAAGCAUCUCGGCCACGAACAGACGGACUUGAUGGGCGAAUCGUUAUUCAACUACGUCUACGAGGACGACAAGGACGAGUUGAAACGCCAGCUGACGCCGGACACCAGCUUACUGCCGGCCCUCGUCAGCAGCUCCGACUCGGUCGAAGACAACUCCAACUCGUCGUCCGACGACAGCGCGACCUACCAACCGGACUAUCGGCAGUUCCGCUCGCAGCGACGCGUCUUCAACGUGAGGAUGUCCGUGCGCACUAACUCGCGCAGGGAGGCGGUGCACUACGAGUACAUACAGCUGUCGGGCGUGCUCAAGCUCUCCAGCGAGAGGAUGCUGCAGGAGCAAGCCAACGGUGGCAAAGCCAAGAAGUUGAGCAACCUGACCAGCAACGACAUUAUCUUCACCGGCACGGCCAGGCUGCUGCAGAGAAAGUCCGUCUCCGAGCUGCCCUACUUGGUGCACAACAGGAACGAAUACUACACGCGCCACUUGGUCGACGGCCGAAUAAUCUUCUGCGACCACCGGAUAUCCAUCGUGGCCGGCUAUAUGGCCCAAGAGGUCUCCGGUACGAGCGCCUUCAAGUUCAUGCACAAAGACGACGUCAGGUGGACCAUCGUCGCUCUCCGCCACAGUAAGUGCCCCCGCUACUCCCGAGCUCCCUCGGCGAGCGGCUUACUCACCACUCAUCCCCGACGCCUUGUUGCAGUGUACGAUCACGGCACGCCCUACGGCUCGUCCUGCUACAGGCUGAUAGCCAAGACCGGCCAAUACAUCUACCUGCGCACUCACGGUUACCUGGAGUUCGAUGAGGAAACCAAAAACGUUUCCUCGUUCAUCUGCAUCAACACGCUUACGUCACAAGAGGAGGGCGAGGAACUCAUCGCCGAGAUGAAAAAGAGGUACUCCGCGACGAUCAACGGCUCGAGAGCCAUUCAGGGGAACGACAGCGGCUUUAUAAUCAUUCAGCAGGAAUCGGACACAGAGUGCACGAGCACAAUGUCGAUAGCACCGACUAUGGACGAGCCGGAUCAGCUGGAACAAGCGAUCAACGAACUGGUCAGCGAUCUGCCGGCGACGGUCAACAACGAAGCGCCCUGUCCCGAUGAGCUCUUCUCGAGAGCCAUGUUUUACUCCCAAAAGCUGCCUCCUCCGAGCGUUCAUGCCAAUCAGGCCGGCAUCAAAGAUGUCGAUAACAUUUACUUCGGCAAGGGUGGCAAAGGCGGCAAGGGUAAAGCUGCUGGCAAAGCAACUGGCAAAGGCAAAGGCAAACAAAGCCCUUCCGCGUGUACGUCCGCAGACUCGCCGACGGAUUAUCCCGCGAGGCAUGGCGAGAGGGUCAGUUCUGUUGGCGAAAAGAGGAUUCCAGAGUUGGAAGAUCCCACGAGCCCUACUAUUGCGGUUAAACCUACUGCUCUGACGACGGACAAAGCUUCCGCGUCGACGAAUCCAAGUGAAUCGAAAACUUACUCCGAGUCUCUCACAGUAGAGGAUGAUUUGAGUACAAAUGCCACGGCCUCCAUCGACACAUCUGAUGCCGCUGCAUCUUAUAAUUUACAAACUAACCUUGUUACUGAUUACGUUCAACCGAGUACACCGUACGACAGUAACUUGCAGCAAGUGAACUUAAAAAGGUCAUACGAUGAUGAAGAUGAGCAAGUAACGUCCAAGAAGAAAGGAACGGAAAAUUGUGUGACUGUCGAGUUGGUAAAUGUAAACGAUUUUGUCAACGGAGAAAUUAGUUUCCCGGCAUACAUCGAAGUUCAGUCUACGUCUUUGAGAGCUGACUUGCAAGAUGUACCAGCUACUUUUCAACAAAUCGAUACCGAUUCGAUAGCUCUUGCCUCCACGGAUGACUCUUUCAUAGAAUUGAAAGAAUUUUCAGACGAACUAAAUCCAAGCAUACCUAACAAUCCAGAAGUAAUUAAACUAUUGACAAAUCUUCCACAAACGAUAACUCUUGAAGGAACCGGAGAAGAAGUAAAUAUUUGUCAGUAUCCAACUAGUGAUUUAAGAGAUUGAUUCAACUGAAUAGAGUGAACAUCAUUUCAAGAGGCAACGUCAUAGGCAUACAAUCAAAAAAGUGUCUAUUGCGUGGCGCUGCCGUUAUCAAUCGUAAAACUACUUACGCUUAAAGAUAUCACUUAGUGCAUAUGAGAAUCACAUCUGAACGGUUAUUGAAAAAUCAAUAAUUCAAGCGUGGCACAGCGGCAUGUAAUGAAAGGAUUUAUAUGACCUUAAAUUUCUGAAAUGAACGACCAAUGCCCGUUAACAAUGUUUUAUUUGUUCAGAGCACAAGAUACAAUAGUUAGAGAGGUUACUACUAGAGUUAAACUCAAUACAGUAGUCGUUUAUUCGGCGUUGCAGUGAUUAAAACGUAAUUGAAAUCGGAUAUUAUUCAAGUGAUUUUAAAGAUUGUUGUCAAAAUAACUUAUUUUGCCAUCUAAUUAAAAUUUUACAAUGAAUAAAAAUUAAAAGAAAAUAGAAUUAUGCCAUCUCUAGAAUUCGCCAUAUAAAUUUAUGCCGUGUCUAGUCGACCGACUGUAAUUGUACAAAAUGACGUAAUCAACAGAUUAUCAUGUGAUGAGAAUUCUUUCAUAAUGAAAUUCUUUUGGUUUUUCAAUUGAAAAGACUAGGCAACCACAAGAUAUCGACGACAACUUGCUAAAAUAUUGUACAUAGUUAAGUAGUGUUUAAGAAAAAGAAACCUACCAGACGGUGUUCGACCUCUUACGUACGGGCGCGUAUGGAAUUUGAACUGAGUGCAAAAUGUGACAAGAUAUAAAAUAAUGUUGUACGUUAUGUUAGGUUUACAAAAUAAUAUGCGUUAGUCUUGAAACCGUUCUAAUUCUGAAAAUCGUUGCCAUUGUUUUUUUAAUUAGUUCAUCGUAAGACUGCAAUGUAACAAUAGUGCAUGAUCGCAAGAUUUUCCAAAACCAACAAACUUCCGUAACAGAAUAAAAUAACUUCAAAGACAUCGACAGAUUUACGUUUGCACUUUUCUUGGAUUUUCUUGCGAAAUUAUCGGUUGACUUCAAUAAUUAUAUUAUUGUUUGUAGUUAAAGCAUUGUACAAUUGAUUUUUACGUUAAUUGUUUUUAGCGCGCGAAUGUUUACGUCUAUUGAGCUCCUGCAAGUUUUUUUUUUACAUGCUUCAAAAAUAUUGAAAGUACGUUUGUUAUUAUUAUUAUCAUUACUAUUAAUAUUGCUAUUGCUAUUAUUAUUAUUAUUAUUAUCAUUAUUAUUAUUAUUACCACUGACAUAAUAAUUAAUAUAUUAUUAUUAAAAUAUUACCGUAUUAAUAAGAUAUUGUAUAUUAUGAAGGUGACAGAUGAUGAUACGAUCGAUAUGUCAAAUAAAAAAUGUCUUUUUUACUAUAAAUAACUGUUUCUUAUGUAAUUCGUCGUUACGACUGUAAUAUAGUGUUAUUGUAAUCGAGGAAAAUGAUUAUAUUUCCGUCUAAUACUGUAUUGUAUAGAUUGUCGAUCGUCUCAUUGCUGUAAAGUAUUUGCAAUGAUGAUUUUGUAUAAAGAAAAACUCACUUCAUUCGUAAUCUCAGUGUUCUCUCGUACCUUCUCAAAUGUAACUUGUGAAUCCAAUCAAUUGGAAAAAAAUUAACGAAAUUGGGCAAUAAUGGUGAAAAACGGCCAUGCUCUGUAUAUAGUUACAUGUUUCCAGUUUUGACAGGCAUUGAAAAAGGCAAAAAUGUUGUUUGAUUGAAUUUGCAAAUACUGUGAAUAGAAGAGAGAUACUUGAUAUACUCGCAGAUUUACAAAACUAUUUACCGGUUAAGCUUGCAGUCAGAAAGUUGAAGUUUUCUCAGGAAUGAGGUUGUCUGGACACAUCAUUAUUACUGUUGCAGCUUUCAAAUGUGUUUAAUUUACCAGCCAGCGUUUGAUGCGUUUUCUUUUAUAUUUCUUGUUAAAAACAUAAGACUUUGUCAGUAGAAACCUUGUACUUAAUGAUUGGUUAAAAAAAGAGAGAGACAACUAGUUCGUUGAGGAAACUCGGACUGUCCAUGAAGCAGAUCCUCAGUGAUUACUUAUUUUCUUGGUAAUUCUCAAUGAAGUUACAAUGAUCGACAUAAUGAAAAUAAUAACUUUUCCGAUUUGUCUGCGCGUGACGUGCUACUAAUGCAAAAUUAAAUCAUAUUCUGUCAUAUGUAAUAUGAAGAACAUGUAAUAUUUAUUAAUAUUGUGUUACUGAAUUCGAAAUUCAGUUUUCUAGUCGAUUAUUAAAAAAUAAUGAAAAUUACUUUUACUGCAGUAAAGAAAUUGUCCCAUUUUUAAUUUUAGAAAACCUAAUAGCAAUCUACAUAGUACUUUAAGAAGUUUCUUUUCAGAACCUUAUCAAAAUUUUAUUUUUGUUGAAUAUCGCACCAGGAAUGUUUAUUAGUAUUUAGUUAAUAAUUAUGUGUAGCACGUCAUGAGUUACGUAUUCAACCUAUAUGCUCUAAAUCGCUGGAAAUUGUAUGUACACAUGUACCUGUCAAAUUAAUAGAGUUCUUGAUAAUGUAAUCUUUUAUUUGUUUAUAUAAAUUUUAAAUUAAAAUCGUUGAUUUGGCAUAUAUACAUAUAAAUUCUUUACUAUUUUUGUUACGUUAAACUGAAAACAAACAAUUAUCGUAAAAUUAAAAACGUAAUUUCAAAAGAAAGAAGAAAAAUGGGAAAAAAUUUAAAUUAGAAGGAGAUAAAGGUGAAUUAAUAUUAUUAUUACUAUUAUUAUCGUAUAACAAAUAAUUAUUUCUUUACGAUGAUUGGGAAUCAUUGUAAACA
Molecule: messenger RNA, 5957 nt
Organism: Phymastichus coffea
Lineage: Eukaryota; Metazoa; Arthropoda; Insecta; Hymenoptera; Eulophidae
Product: neuronal PAS domain-containing protein 2-like
Exons: 12
Coding region: 494-3205 (903 amino acids)
Biological process (GO): regulation of transcription by RNA polymerase II
Cellular component (GO): transcription regulator complex; nucleus; aryl hydrocarbon receptor complex
Molecular function (GO): DNA-binding transcription factor activity, RNA polymerase II-specific; RNA polymerase II cis-regulatory region sequence-specific DNA binding; protein dimerization activity
Source: RefSeq, a predicted model, not a curated record